Leptosia nina is the source of this 1008-nucleotide messenger RNA. NCBI's taxonomy places the organism in Eukaryota, Metazoa, Arthropoda, Insecta, Lepidoptera, Pieridae. The record is from the annotation of a GenBank genome assembly.
AUGAACUACUUAGGUAAAAUCGACAGAUACUUGGACUCGCUUAAAAUCGGCAAAAGUCCCCUCGUAGACUCCUGGUUUAUGAUGUCCAGUCCAAUACCUUUGCUGGCUGUGGUUGUAUCUUAUCUAUUCUUCCUAAAGAUUGGGACCCGCUUGAUGAAGAAUCGGGCUCCUCUACAGCUGACCAAGAUAGUUAGUUAUUACAAUGCUGGCCAAGUAGUUCUUGCAGCGGUAUUAUGUAUAAAGGUCUUCAAAUUAAACCUCUUUAAAGAUGGAAUAAUCUACGCAGGGUGUCGUUAUCCGUCCAACACUCAAAAUCCUUUGCUCCUGGACCUGGGCUGGUGGUAUUUUUUCGCAAAAUUUACUGAGCUAUUGGACACGGUUUUUUUCGUAAUAAGAAAGAAAGAGAAACAGGUGACAUUCCUACACGUAUAUCACCACGUAAUAAUGGCGUUAUACUCUUGGAGUUACCUGAAGUUUGCGGCGGGCGGCGAAGGAGCAGUAUUAGCGCUUCUCAACUCGGCUGUCCACAUUGUGAUGUAUUCUUACUACUUCCUAUCCGGAUUGGGACCAAAAUUCCAGAAGUAUCUAUGGUGGAAGAAGUAUGUGACAAAGAUGCAGCUGGGACAAUUCAUUUUGAUGCUCCUAUACUGCGUGUGGACACACUUCUCACCAAGAUGUCAAUACGCAGCUGGCUUCACCUACUUUAUAUCCUUCAAUGUUAUCGUAUUCCUACUGCUCUUUCUAAACUUCUAUUCUAAGAGCUACAAAUCUAAAGGCUCAAAGCGAGAUGAAUCAAUAGAGGUUCAGAAUGGCCACUGCAAAUUAAAUGGUGCGAAACUAAAUGUAGGUGAUAAAGAAAAUGGUAUUUAUAAAAAUGGUAGCCUAAAUGGUACCCAAGUGCCUUACGACACUAAUGCAUUCAAAGAUAUGAAAAUCGAGAAUGGUCUCAAAAGGAGAUCGAAGGAAUGUAACGGACCAGAUUUGAGCUUUAGAAGCAUUGAGAAAUGA